AUGGCAGGCUGGAGAUUCCGUGAGCUCCUAAAGAAGUACGGGAAGGUGGCCUUGGGUGUCCACUUCUCGGUCUCUGCGGCUUCCAUCACUAGACUCUACGUCGCCAUCAAGAACAACGUCGAUGUCGAGUCCCUGCUCGAGAAAUUGUACAUGGGUGGUGUUGGCUCCUCCAACAAGGAUCACGCUCCCCCUGAAGCUUCUUCUUCUUCCGAUGGGUUUGUGGUUGAGAAUGAGAGACCAACUUCAGAGUCUCAAUCGAUGGUGGUUAUGGAGAAGAAGAAGCGGAAUCGAGUGGCCGAUCUCACUGCCUUGACCAGUGGGGCCCUGGCUUUGGCUAUACACUAUAACAAGGCUUUGUUUCCGAUUCGGGUUCCCAUUACCUGCUUCCAAUCUCGAGUCAAGUCGGCCCAUAUCCGAUUGGUUUGUUCUUGA
Juglans regia (Persian walnut) is the source of this 432-nucleotide messenger RNA. RefSeq lists its product as uncharacterized. The transcript has a single exon. Lineage: Eukaryota; Viridiplantae; Streptophyta; Magnoliopsida; Fagales; Juglandaceae. Gene Ontology annotation, cellular component: mitochondrion. Bases 1 to 432 code for a protein of 143 amino acids. The record is from RefSeq and is a predicted model, not a curated record.